GGUACUUGGUAUUUAUUUAUUUCUCACUUUUUUUUAGUAGUGGAUUAGUCAUUUUCGCAGCCAAACACAGCCUAUUAUUAUGUCAUCAGUUAUACUGAGACCUCCAUUUCCAUUAUAAAGCUUCCCGAUACGCUUUUCUCUACCAAUCGCUCUCUCAAUCAUUCGCUCCCGCUCUUCUGUGCGAUUGGGAAGGAAAAAGAAAAUUAGGGUUUCAUAUUUCUGACGCCCUUUUUUCCUCGAAGAUCUAUCGUUGCUGUGAUUUUCUUUCUAAUUAGAUAAUGAAGCCAGGAGCGUCCACUUUGAAUCCUUAUGCAGCAUCAUAUAUACCACUCUCAAAAAGAAAUGCAGGUGAUAAUACUGAAGUUCCUGGAGUGACCUUAAGGGGUGUUAAAUUUGUUAAUGCCCAGAACAGUUAUCACGACAAAGCAUCUCAUCACUCUCAUGUCCAUGUCAAUGAGAAGCUAUCUUUGCCAGAAGUUUCUACACUGAAGGGCCACACUGCUCUAUCAUCACAUAUUCCAAAUGAGAUGAGAGAUAAGCAGAUGGUGGAUAUGGAAUUUGACAUGGACAUGGAAUAUCUUCGAAUGUUGUUUCCUGGUGUAUCUGAUCAGUCCCUCGCUGAUGUGUAUUUGCACAGUGGCGGUGACAUGGAUACCACUAUGGACAUGCUAAACCAUCUUGAGUGUUACUUUGUUGAGUCUUCUGACAAUCUUCCAGACACUUUGGACAUUGGCGAUGUUGCGGUUUCUGGCUCUUCAGCAGAGUGUUCAUCUUCAAAAUUGAAGAAUGCUGUGGAUAAAGCCAGGCCAUUGUAAUUUGAUAGACUUUUUAAGUCGUUCCUCCUUGAACAUCGUGAAUUUGACCGAUGGGUUGUUGGUGUAUAGUUCUUUAGGUUUUUUGGUCCAAAUAUUUUCACCUGUCAUUGGAUUUUUGUUUUUCUGUUUGAUGGUUCAAUACCCCUUGAGCAGUUAUGUUACAGGUUUCAGGUUUAUGAAAUGGAACCAAUCUUAGUUUGAUAAUUGAGAGCUCUGGUUUUUGUGUCUUGGAACUGAUAUCCGAUGUAAGCAGCUUAGGUAUCAAAUGGAAAGCCUGGGUAUUUGUAGUGAGACUAGUCAUUGUUGCAUAUCUUUUCUUUCAUUUUCAAAGCAAGAUCAUGAAUCAUGAUCAUCAAUUGGCUGUA
This is a messenger RNA of Tripterygium wilfordii, 1180 nucleotides long. RefSeq names its product polyadenylate-binding protein-interacting protein 5-like. The transcript has 3 exons. Gene Ontology annotation, molecular function: ubiquitin binding. Lineage: Eukaryota; Viridiplantae; Streptophyta; Magnoliopsida; Celastrales; Celastraceae. Bases 279 to 815 code for a protein of 178 amino acids. The record is from RefSeq and is a predicted model, not a curated record.